Molecule: messenger RNA, 8766 nt
Organism: Orcinus orca (killer whale)
Lineage: Eukaryota; Metazoa; Chordata; Mammalia; Artiodactyla; Delphinidae
Gene: LCORL
Product: ligand dependent nuclear receptor corepressor like
Exons: 5
Coding region: 5564-8617 (1017 amino acids)
Biological process (GO): regulation of transcription by RNA polymerase II
Cellular component (GO): nucleus
Molecular function (GO): DNA binding
Source: RefSeq, a predicted model, not a curated record
CCACCUGCCGAUGCAGGGGAUGCGGGUUUGUGUCCCGGUCCGGGAGGGUCCCACAUGCUGCAGAGCAGCUGGGCCCAUGAGCCGUGGCCGCUGAGCCUGUGUGUCCGGAGCCGGUGCUCCGCAAUGGGAGAGGCCGCAACAGUGAGAGAGGCCUGCGUACCGCAAAAAAAAAAAAAAAAAAAAAAAAAAAUGCCAGCUAGGGUUUUGAUAGGGAUUGUGUUGAAUUUGUUGAUCAAUUUGGGGAGUUCUUAUCAUGUAACAAUAGUAAGCCUUCCAGUUCAUGAACGCAGGAUGUAUUUCUGUUUAUUUAUGUUUUGUCAAACGUAUUCCUGUUAAGUCUUUUCUUCCUAUUACUGUUGUAAAUGGAAUUAUUUUCUUAAUUAUUUCCUUUUAGAAUUGUUUAGUGCCAUUGUAUAGAAGUAAAAUUGAUUUUUGUAUAUUGAUAUGGCAUCCUGUAACCUUGCUGAACUUACUAGUUCUAAAAUUUUGUGUGUGUGGAUUCCUAACAAAUUUGUAUAUACAACAUUAUGUUAUCUGUAAAAAGAGUUUUACUUCUACUUUUUCAAUCCAAAUUACUUUUAUUUCUUUUUCCUGCCUAAUUGCACUGGCUAGAACCUCCAGUACAUGUUGAAUAGAAGUAAUGAGAGCAAGGACAAGAGUCCUUCUCUUGUUCUCAUAUUAUGGGGGAAACUUUCAAUGUUUCACCAUUAAGUGUGAUGUUAUCUGUAGAUUUUUCAUAGAUGCUCUUUCGUAGAUUGAGGUAGUUUCCUUCUAUUCCUAGUUUGUACAUUGUUUUUAUCAUGAAAAGGUAUCAAGUGCUUUUCUACAUCUAUGGAGAUUAUUAUGUGGAUUUUGUUCUUUAUUAAUACGUUACAUUACAUUGCCUGAUUGGUUUUCAUAUGUUGAACUAACCUUGUAUUCUUGUGAUUCUUGGUCUUGAUGUAUAAUCCUUUUUUUUUUAAACAUCUUUUUUGUAGUAUAAUUGCUUUACAAUGGUGUGUUAGUUUCUGCUUUAUAACAAAGUGAAUCAGGUAUACAUAUACAUAUAUCCCCAUAUCUCCUCUCUCUUGCGUCUCCCUCCCACCCUCCCUAUUCCAUCCCUCUAGAUGGUCACAAAGCACCGAGCUUAUCUCCCUGUGCUAUGCAGCUGCUUCCCACUAGCUAUCUAUUUUACAUUUGGUAGUGUAUAUAAGUCCAUGCCACUCUCUCACUUCGUCCCAGCUUACCCUUCCCCCUCCCGGUGUCCUCAAGUCCAUUCUCUACAUCUGCGUCUUUAUUCCUGUCCUGCCCCUAGGUUCUUCAGAACCAUUUUUUUUUUUUUUUUUUAGAUUCCAUAUAUAUGUGUUAGCAUAUGGUAUUUGUUUUUCCCUUUCUGACUUCACUCUGUAUGACAGACUCUAGGUCCAUCCACCUCACUAGAAAUAACUCAAUUUCGUUUCUUUUUAUGGCUGAGUAAUAUUCCACUGUAUAUAUGUGCCACAUCUUCUUUAUCCAUUCAUCUGUCGAUGGACACUUAGGUUGUUUCCAUGUCCUGGCUAUUGUAAAUAGUGCUGCAAUGAACAUUGUGGUACAUGACUCUUUGAAUUAUGGUUUUCUCAGGGUAUACGCCCAGUAGUGGGAUUGCUGGGUCAUAUGGUAGUUCUGUUUUUAGUUUUUUAAGGAACCUCCAUACUGUUCUCCGUAGUGACUGUAUCAGUUUACAUUCCCAUCAACAGUGUAGGAGGGUUCCCUUUUCUCCACACCCUCUCCAGCAUUUAUUGUUUGUAGAUUUUUUGAUGAUGGCCAUUCUGACUGGUGUGAGGUGAUACCUCAUUGUAGUUUUGAUUUGCAUUUCUCUAGUGAUUAGUGAUGUUGAGCAUUCUUUCAUGUGUUUGUUGGCAAUCUGUAUAUCUUCUUUGGAGAACUGUCUAUUUAGGCCUUCUACCCAUUUUUGGUUUGAGUUGUUUUUUUGAUAUUGAGCCGCAUGAGCUACUUGUAUAUUUUGGAGGUUAAUCCUUUGUCAGUUGCUUCGUUUGCAGAUAUUUUCUCCCAUUCUGAGGGUUGUUUUCUCGUCUUGUUUAUGGUUUCCUUUGCUGCAGAAAAGCUUUUGAGUUUCAUUAGGUCCCAUUUGUUUAUUUUUGUUUUUAUUUCCAUUUCUCUAGGAGGUGGGUCGAAAGGAUCUUGCUGUGAUUUAUGUCAUAGAGUGUUCUGCCUAUGUUUUCCUCUAAGAGUUUUUAUAGAGUCUGGCCUUACAUUUAGGUCCUUCAUCCAUUUUGAGUUUAUUUUUGUGUAUGGUGUUAGGGAGUGUUCUAAUUUCGUUCUUUUACAUGUAGCUGUCCAGUUUUCCCAGCACCACUUAUUGAAGAGGCUAUCUUUUCUCGAUUGUAUGUUUUUGCCUCCUUUAUCAAAAAUAAGGUGACCAUUUGUGCGUGGGUUUAUCUCUGGGCUUUCUGUCCUGUUCCAUUGAUCUCUUUUUCUGUUUUUGUGCCAGUAUCAUACUGUCUUGGUUACUGAAGCUUUGUAGUACAGUUUGAAGUCCAGGAGCCUGAUUCCUCCAGCUCUGUUUUUCUUUCUCAAGAUUGCUUUGGCUGUUCAGGGUCUUUUAUGUUGCCAUACAGAUUGUGAAAUUUUUUGUUGUAGUUCUGUGAAAAAUGCCAUUGGUAGUUUGAUAGGGAUUGCAUUGAAUCUGUAGAUUGCUUUGGGUAGUAGAGUCAUUUUCACAGUGUUGAUUCUUCCAAUCCAAGAACAUGGUACAUCUUUCCAUCUGUGUAUCAUCUUUAAUUUCUUUCGUCAGUGUCUUACAGUUUUCUGCAUACAGUUCUUUUGUCUCCUUAGGUAGGUUUAUUCCUAGAUAUUUUUUUCUUUUUGUUGCAGUGGUAAAUGGGAGUGUUUCCUUAAUUUCUCUUUCAGAUUUUUCAUCAUUAGUGUAUAGGAAUGCCAGAGAUUUCUGUGCAUUAAUUUUGUAUCCUGCCACUUUACCGGAUUCAUUGAUUAGCUCUGGUAGUUUACUGAUAGCAUCUUUAGGAUUCUCUAUGUAUAGUAUGUCAUCUGCAGACAGUGACAGCUUUACUUCUUCUUUUCCAGUUUGGAUUCCUUUUAUUUUUUUCUUCUCUGAUUUCUGUGGCUAAAACUUCCAAAACUAUGUUGAGUAAUAGUGGUGAGAGUGGACAACCUUGUCUUGUUCCUGAUUUUAGAGGAAAUGCUUUCAGUUUUUCGCCACUGAGAACGAUGUUGGCUGUGGGUUUGUCAUAUAUGGCCUUUAUUAUGUUGAGGUAAGUUCCCUCUAUGCCUACUUUCUGCAGGGUUUUUAUCAUAAAUGGGUGUUGAAUUUUGUCAGAAGAUUUUUCUGCAUCUAUUGAGUUGAUCAUAUGGUUUUUAUUCUUCAAUUUGUUAAUACGGUGUAUCACAUUGAUUGAUUUUUGUAUAUUGAAUAAUCCUUGGAUUCCUGGGAUAAACCCCACUUGAUCAUGGUGUAUGAUCCUUUUAAUAUGCUGUUGGAUUCUGUUUGCUAGUGUUUUGUUGAGAAUUUUUGCAUCUAUGUUCAUCAGUGAUAUUGGCCUGUAGUUUUCUUUCUUUGUGACAUCUUUUUCUGGUUUUGGUGUCAGGGUGAUGGUGGCCUUGUAGAAUGAGUUUGGGAGUGUUCCUCCCUCUGCUAUGUUUUGGAAGAGUUUGAAAAGGAUAGGUGUUAGCUCUUCUCUAAAUGUUUGAUAGAAUUCACCUGUGAAGCCAUCUGGUCCUGGGCUUUUGUUUGUUGGAAAAUUUUUAAUCACAGUCUCAAUUUCAGUGCUUGUGAUUGGCCUGUUUAUAUUUUCUAUUUCUUCAUGGUUGUCUUGGAAGGUUGUGCUUUUCUAAGAAUUUGUCCAUUUCUUCCAGGUUGUCCAUUUUAUUUCCCUUUCUCUUCUUUGUUCACACUGCUCCCGGGGUUCAGCUUUGGAUUUGGACCCGCCGCUGCGUGUUGGUCGCCUGAGGGCGUCUGUUCUUCACUCAGACAGGACAGGGUUAAAGUAGCAGCUGAUUAGGGGGCUCUGGCUCACUCAGGCUGGGGGGAGGGAGGGGUAUGGAAUGCUGGGUGAGCCUGCGUUGUCGGCAGAGGCCAGCGUGAUGUUGCAACAGCCUGAGGUGUGCCCUGUGUUCUCCUGGGAAAUUGUCCCUGGAUCACGGGACCUUGGCAGUGGUGGGCUGCACAGGCUCCAGAGAUCCUUCUAAUAAAGGUCUACUGGUCGUAAACCUUUGGGAUUAUUUUUCCAGUUUCUUAUUCUUUUUUUUUAACCUUGAUCUUCAAAGAGAUUUUUUUUCUGGGUACACAAGUCUAAGCUGACAAUUAUUUUCUUAGCACUGCUACCAUGAUAGUGUCUUGGCUUCUAUUUUUGCUAUAACCACCCAACAAAUCAUCUUUUCUUUGUAGGUAAACUUUACACGCUUUUUGUUUAGCAUCUCUCUCUCACUUUUCUCUCUGUGUUUUGUUUAUGCUUUUUUGCAGGUUGUCCUGGAUAUGUUUGGGUAUAGAUUUCUUUAUUAUUUUUUUCUUUUUAUUCAUUUAUUUAUUUAUUUUUUGGCUGUAUUGGGUCUUCAUUGCUGCAUGCGGGCUUUCUCUAGUUGCGGUGGGCGGGGGCCACUCUUCAUUGCGGUGCACGGGCUUCUCAUCAUGGUGGCUUCUCUUUUUGCAGAGCACAGGCUCUAGGUGCGUGGGCUUCAGUAGUUGUGGCACGUGGGCUUCAGUAGUUGUGGCUCAUGGGCUCUAGAGUGCAGGCUCAGUAGUUGUGGCACAUGGGCUUAGUUGCUCUGCGGCAUGUGGGAUCUUCCCAGACCAGGGCUCAUACCCAUGUCCCCUGCGGUAGCAGGCAGAUUCUUAACCACUGUGCUGCCAGGGAAGUCCCGGGUGUAGAUUUCUUUUCUUCAUUCUGCUUGGAGGUCCUAUCAUUUCUAAAACCGAGGACAAAUUUCUUUUAUCACUUGUGAUUUUUCAGCCAUUAUCUUUUCAGUGUAAUGCAGCUCCCAUUUUUUCUCUUGUCAAAAUUUACUGAGACAUAUUUUGGAUCCUCUCAUUCUAUCCUUCAUAUCUCUUAUCUUCUCUUUCAUAUCUUCCACCUCUUUGUCCCUUUGUGUUAUAGCCUGAUUACUUAAUUUAGAACUAUGUCCAAUUCACUGAUUCCCUCUUGAGCUAUUCUAAUCACUGUUUUACCUUUGUCUUGAGUUUCUAAUUUGUUAUUAUUUUUCCAUUUCCAGAAGUUAUUUGUUACUGUUUUGAAAUAUGCCUGUCAGCGUGCCCCUAAUUUUACAAAAAGAAUCAAUAAGCAAGAUAUCAAGAGAGAUUUGAGAGGAUUAUUUUAGGUAAGGUGGUCAGGAAAGCCUCCCAGAAGAAAUGAGUUUGAACAGAGAAUUGAAUAAUGAGAAGAAGUCCUCCACAUGAAGAUCUGAGGGCAGGGCAUUCCAGGCAGAAGAAAUAUCAAAAACAGAGAAAAAAAUAUCAGAAAUCAAAGAAGGCAGGAGCAAAUCAGGGGAUGGAGUGUUAGAUCUCUCUACAAAGAAAACCAGCAUAAAAUCUGAAGAGUCAUCCAUAUGUGAUCCUUCUUCUGAAAAUUCAAUGGCUGGUUCAACUGUUGAUGCAAAAUCAGAGGAAGCUACUAAAAUGGAAAAAGGAAAAUCAGCAUUAAGCAAAGUUUUGGAAUCUUUGUGCAUACAUCACCAGCAACAAGUUUUGGCUAUGUUGAAAUUUCUAGUCCAAGAGCAGAAUGCUGCUUCUCUUUGCUGUUGUAAUACAUCAUAUUCUGUGUCUUCAGAAUCUCAAAAUCCCCUUAUUGAAGAUGAUUUAGAUGGGCUCUCCUGUAGUUGUGAAUAUAGGCUGGCAGAAAGAGGGUAUUUACACAAUGAAAGACAAAGCCCUGGUUUUGUGCCUCUGCCAGUCUGUAUUAAAGAUAUACAUUGUUUAUCUUGCCAAACUGUAACUAUUGAACACAUUAAGACAGUAGUGAAUAGAGGAAUUGCAAACAGUUAUAAUUCUCACAGGUGUUGUUCUGGACUCUUACCAAACAUUCAUUCCACAAAAUCAGCCUUUCAGACUCCUCUUUCAUCAAGGGAAAUACGUGAUGUUUCAAUAAGUCUUAAAGACGUUUGUAGAUCUCGAAGUCCCUCACCCCCACCAUUAUCACCUGUACAGACUGAAGGAUUUGAAAAAUUGAAAGAUGUCAUCUCAGAGCUUUCAGCCUUAGAAAAUAACAGACUUGAAACAAACAUUAACCAGCCUCCAUCUCUGACACCAGCAGAAGUAAGCAGUGACAAAGAUGAUCAUGAAGGUAAAAUGCAUAAAACUAAAAAAUCCAGUAACUCUGAUUGUUUGCUCUUGGAAGACAGCAGUAAUUGUACUACAAAUCAAGAAAAAGGUGAAACUACUGUAAUUUUUCAAGAUUUAAUGGAUCGUAUCAAUGAAAAGUUAAAAUCAAUAGAAACGAUAGAUAUGACAAACCUUAUAAAAUUAUCUAGCAGUGAUUGUAAUAGAGAUAAUGAUUUAAAAUUGAGAGAUUUAAUAACCUCUCUCUUGCAUAAUGCAAAGGCCAGUGAUUACAGUUUUAUGGAAUUACUGAGUCAACAUGAUAAAAAGGUAGAAAAUAAAAUUAUUCAGACAAGAUUUCGAAAGCGUCAAGAAACCUUACUUGCAAUGCGCAACUCUCCUGAUUCACCCAUAUUUAGAAGGCAGUCUUUACAGAUAAAAAGAGAACUUGCUAGUCUUGAUGACAACUUUGUAAGAAAAAAAUACACUGAAAAAAAUCCAAGGAAAUUUGUGUGCCACGAUGAACUAUUUUCAGCGGACAAAGAAGAAUUCUAUCAUUGCCAAGGGCCGCCUUUACAAAAUUCUAAAAACCUUCAAGGUAAUAAUCAUGCAGAAACAUUUUCACCAGAUUAUGGAUUACAAUCAUUGCAACUACCUCUUAAUUUAGAAGCUAACUUGGCUUUUGAUGCAUUUCCAGAAAGCUUUAAAACAACUUCUGAGAAAAGGAGCAUAAGAAGAUCACAGGAGAAAUCUGUGGCUGGAAAAAAUUUUUUGCAAAAUCAUAAAGAGAAUCCAAAAUUAGAGAAUAUUCAAACUCCUUUGAAAAGUGAUGUCCCUGGACUUUUGAGCAGAACUAAACGAAAUAUUGUACCUCCAGGGUGGUAUUCUAUAUACGUAACAAAUAAUUAUAUUUUCAAAAAAUCACCUAAGGCCAAAAAAGUCUGUGACUCUACAAAAAAAAAAGAUCCAGUAAAAAAUAUUCAGAUUGAAAGCUCACACAAUAUAGAUUUAAACAAAAUUGCAAUGAAUUCUAAUUUACAAGUUGUUGUGGAACGUUUGGAAGAUACAAUAAAUAUGGCCAAAAAGUCUUGGAAUGAUCAGUCAUUAUCGGAAGGAUAUAAAGCAUCCAAGAAAUUGAUCGAAAUUGAUGAUAAAGAUCAACAUGCUGGUAGAAAUAUGACUCUUACUGUAAGUAGAAUGACAUGCAAAGAGCAGAGUUUAUCAAAACCCAUAGUGGCAUCCACCAAUAUUAAAAGCAAUCAUAUACCUACAAUAUAUUUGAAUAACAAAAGACUUGAUAACCAGAAAAAGUCAUCUGUUUUAAAUACAGGUAGCUUGAUUUCCAGUGUUGAAAAUGUACCAACAAAAUAUGAAGCCAUUGAAAGCUCUUCUUUUGCCAACUAUUCUAGUCCUAUCAAACUCAUGUUUUUAUCUGAGGUUAAAAGCAGUGAAGGAGUCAAAUAUACUUUAACUUCAGUUGGUAAUUCCGAAUCAAAUUGCUAUCUUCCUUCAGAAAAACGACCAACUCAUCAAGUAAAUGAAAAAAAAAAAGAAACAAAUGAGAAUAUCCCAAAUGCCAACUUUGAAAAUUAUAGUUCUAAUCUUAAUGAUGGUGACGGUCUCCAAAAAGAACUAAACAAAUUUAAUUGUGCAAAAGAAACUGCAGAAUCCUCUGCAGUGUUUACAGAUGAUCUGAAUAGUGAUAAGCCACAAGAGGAACCUAAGGAAUAUUCAAGCAGUGCUAUUGAUUCAUCUUUUAAAAGAAAACCAGGUAGACCUAAAAAAAUAGGUCCCCAGGUUGUGAAACAGAUUAAGCGACCAAUUGGAAGACCACCCAAACCUAAAACUGACCAAACGGACAUCACCAUUUGCCAAAAUGAGUCCUUUAGUGCUGAAAAGAAAAGCCCAGAAUCUCUCUUAUCAGAAGUAAAAGAAGGUAUAUAUAAGAAGAGUAUUAUAGUAACUGUUAUUUAUGGAAGGUCAAGAAGAACUAAAAGGCAUGUUUCUGAAGGAAGUGUAAACAUAAGCAAUGGUAUGUCUUUAAAUAAUAACGUUGCUGAUUUUCCAACAGAAUAUAAUAGUCUCAGAAAUAUUAGAGAAUGUGAAAUAGACUCGGGUGAAAGAAUAAGUGCUAUUUCAAGUCUGACUACUGAAACUGAGACCUUGGGGUCUGGCUUUGAAUAUGUUAGACCUAUCAAGAACAAGUCUGUGAUACCUCAACCUUCCAAGAACAUUAUUCGACCAAAUCAGAAGUCUUUGGCAAUAAUUAGGAAGCCUGGUAGACCUGCAAAAGUGAAAAUCUCUGGCAUAUCUGUGACUAUUAAUAGAAUUUCACCUCAGGAGAGAGAACAUGCUACAAGUGAAAACUGAUGAGAAAGUGAAUUUGUCUGAUGGGAAUACAGCAAGUUGCCCUUUGAGCCCCAUUAAGAUGUGCCUUAAUCGUCCCAUUGAAUGGAAUCUGAAUUUGACAGCAGCAUCUCUAGCGAGCUGUACAGUUCAUAAUCAAAAUCUCAAAAGUG